AUGGUGGAGAAGAAGGGCCUCCUGCAGUGGCCAGCUAAGAUGCAUGAUACACUUGCAAAGAAAAAUUCUCACAAGUAUUGCAGGUUCCAUAAAGACAAAGGCCAUAACACGGAGGACUGCUACCAGUUGAGGGACGAGAUCGAAAGAUUGAUAAGACAAGGUUAUCUAAAACACUUGAUCGAUAGGAGGGCUAAAGCAGGUGAUCGCAGCAAGUCACGGAGCCGUGAGCGGCACCAAAAAGAUGAGGCAGGAAAGAGCAUAGCUCGGGAUAAUGCACCCACAAAGGGUAUUAUUCAUACUAUCUCGGGUGGACCGACGAAUGGAGAUUCGAUGAGAGCGAGAAAGAAAUAUGUCAGGGAGAGCAGGUUCAAGUAUGGAGAACAAAUGAUGCAUGUAGAGAAGCAAGAAAAUAUCGUCUUUGGAGACGAAGAUUUGAGUUUGGAUAUGCUCGAUCAGAAUGACCCCAUGGUCAUUAAGAUGGACAUUGCCAACUAUCAGGUACAUAAAGUGUUGAUAGAUGAUGGUAGUUCCGUUGAUAUUAUUUUCAGUGAUGUUCUCAGAAAAAUGGACUUGGGGAAUGUGAAGCUGAGGCCAGUUCGAACACCUUUGGUCGGGUUUGGAGGUAGUGAAGUCGUGCCUGAAGGUGUGAUCGAGCUACCAGUUUCUUUGGGAGAAGAACCUAGAAGGAAGACGUGCAUGGUUCAGUUUUUGGUGGUCGACAGCCCAUUCGCAUAUAACGUGGUAUUGGGACGACCAUGA
This is a messenger RNA of Sesamum indicum (sesame), 759 nucleotides long. RefSeq lists its product as uncharacterized. Lineage: Eukaryota; Viridiplantae; Streptophyta; Magnoliopsida; Lamiales; Pedaliaceae. The record is from RefSeq and is a predicted model, not a curated record.